Molecule: messenger RNA, 777 nt
Organism: Malania oleifera
Lineage: Eukaryota; Viridiplantae; Streptophyta; Magnoliopsida; Santalales; Ximeniaceae
Product: secreted RxLR effector protein 161-like
Exons: 3
Coding region: 1-777 (258 amino acids)
Source: RefSeq, a predicted model, not a curated record
AUGGAAGUAAAGACAGCGUUUCUCCAUAGUGAUUUGGAGGAGUUGAUUUACAUGUCACAGCCAGUAGGGUUUUGCCAACCUGGACAGAAGCACUUGGUUUGUAAACUGCAGAAGUCACUUUCUGAGUUGAAGAAUAUUACUAAAGUGAUUCAGUUGAAGACUGUGUUGAGUAAAGAGUUCGACAUGAAAGACUUGAGUGCGGCCAAUAGGAUACUUGGGAUGGAGAUUCAGAAGAUGUUGGAAAGGUUUAGCAUUGCUAAUGUUAAAUCGGUGAGUACACCGUUAGCGAGUCAUUUUAGGUUGUCUACUGCCCAGUGCCCAAAGACGGAUGAUGAGGUUUGUGACAUGUCAAAUGUUCCCUAUGAUAGUGCAGUGGGGUGUUUGAUGUAUGUCAUGGUAUGUACAAGGCCGGAAUUGGCACAAGCUCUCAACGUGGUGAGCAAGUUCUUUUUGAAUCCUAGGCGACAACAUUGGGAUACAGUCAAGUGGAUUCUAAAAUACUUAAGGGGUAUAACUGAAUAUGACAUUACGUUCAGUAGAACAAAGGUUAUCCAUCAGUGGUGUUAUGUGGAUGCUGACUACGCUGGGGAUUUGGAUGUCAGGAGGUCUACCAUAGGGUACAUAGUCACCCCUGUGGGAGGACCUAUUUGUUGGAGGUCUAUGGUGCAGUCGUUUGCUGCUUUAUCUACUACUAAAUCAGAGUACAUGGUCGUGGCUGAGGUUGCCAAGGAAGCAAUUUGGCUUACAGAAUUGGUCAAGGAGUUAGGUAUCCAGUAA